GAGUACUGGUACUGGUGGGACACUAGUAGGGAUUGAGGCAGAGAGGAUAUUUCUUCAUAAGAGCUGUGUUUCUUAGCUUUCUGAGAAAGAAACAGAGGAAAAGGAAGAUGGAAAUAGAAAUGAAGCAUUCAAAAUUUAAGAGGAUUUGUGUGUUUUGUGGUAGUAGUCCAGGAAAGAAAAGCAGCUACAAGGAUGCUGCUAUUGAGCUUGGAAAAGAAUUGGUAUCAAGGAAUAUUGACCUGGUUUAUGGAGGAGGAAGUAUUGGUUUAAUGGGGUUAAUUUCUCAAGCUGUUUUUGAUGGAGGCCGCCAUGUGAUUGGAGUUAUCCCCAAGACACUCAUGCCUAGAGAGAUCACUGGAGAAACAGUAGGAGAAGUAAAGGCUGUUGCUGAUAUGCACCAGAGGAAGGCUGAAAUGGCUAGACAUUCAGACGCCUUUAUUGCCUUGCCUGGUGGUUAUGGGACCCUUGAAGAACUUCUUGAAGUCAUAACCUGGGCCCAACUUGGCAUUCAUGACAAACCGGUGGGAUUGCUGAACGUGGAUGGAUAUUACAAUUCCUUGUUAUCAUUUAUUGACAAAGCAGUAGAGGAAGGCUUCAUUAAUCCAAGUGCACGCCAUAUAAUUGUGUCUGCCCCAACUCCAAGAGAGCUGGUCAAGAAAAUGGAGGAGUAUUUUCCACGACAUGAAAUAGUGGCCUCAAAGGUAAGCUGGGAGAGUGAACAGUUUGACUACUCUCCACAAUGUGAUAUCUCCAGGUGAAAGAAGAGAUUGAAGCAUUGGAAGAGAGCCGAAGAGCAGGAGGCCUUUGCCAAUGCAACGGACUAAUUUUAGACGACCAUCAUGUUCCUCGAGUGGGAACUUGGCUAAUUUCUCUCCUUUCUUCUUUUUUUCCUUCUGUUUAAUUUAGGCAUCACCCUUCUCCCCAACGAAUGUCUGCUGCUCUUUUGUAUUUUAUUG
This is a messenger RNA of Populus euphratica (Euphrates poplar), 956 nucleotides long. RefSeq names its product cytokinin riboside 5'-monophosphate phosphoribohydrolase LOG1. The record is from RefSeq and is a predicted model, not a curated record. Bases 108 to 758 code for a protein of 216 amino acids. Gene Ontology annotation, cellular component: nucleus; cytosol. NCBI's taxonomy places the organism in Eukaryota, Viridiplantae, Streptophyta, Magnoliopsida, Malpighiales, Salicaceae. The transcript is spliced from 7 exons. Gene Ontology annotation, biological process: cytokinin biosynthetic process. Gene Ontology annotation, molecular function: hydrolase activity, hydrolyzing N-glycosyl compounds.